Antechinus flavipes (yellow-footed antechinus) is the source of this 5211-nucleotide messenger RNA. RefSeq lists its product as uncharacterized. Bases 373 to 933 code for a protein of 186 amino acids. The record is from RefSeq and is a predicted model, not a curated record. The transcript has 7 exons. NCBI's taxonomy places the organism in Eukaryota, Metazoa, Chordata, Mammalia, Dasyuromorphia, Dasyuridae.
GGAGAAGUCUGAGAAAGGAAGGAGACGGGGUUACACUAUCCCAGCCCUGAGCCCACAAGCCCAGUCAAUGGCCCAAUCUCUGUGACGGCCCCACAGAUUGACCAGAAGCUGCUGGAGCAGGCGGAAGGAGAAGGUUUAAGGUCCAAGACCACGGAAAAGAGCCGGGUACGCGUCCCACCGCUCAAGAAGAGGCCCCUGGAAUGGCUGGGACCGGGAGCCAAACUGGCUGACAGGAGAAAUCUGCAGGAAAGGACCCGCUUCCCCUUCUGGACUCCUUUCCCCACUAGCUUCUCCCCUUUGCAAACUGUCAAGCAGAACAUCCCCCUGCAAGAGAGGGGGUCAAGUAGAGAACAGCCCUCGGGGACCACAGAGAUGAGCUCUGCUUCCUUCCUAUCCCCUGGAACCAUCUUACUGAGUGGGAGUCCUUGGAAGAAGUGUGAUGGAGCAUUGCAGUGGGACCUCCAGAAGCUGAACCUCGACAAGAGAAAAAUAUCUGAGGAUGUCCCUUUCCCAGCCCCCCACAACUUAGCCGUCACCGAACGCAGAGAGCUGAGGGGCUACUUUGAAAGGGAGGCUGCUUUCUACUUGAGGUACAGUAAGAGCUCUGAAAUUCCGCUUCCAACAUCACCGGAAGGACAGGCUGGUCUCUCUCUGCAAGUGCUGAGCGGCAAUGCCACUCUUCCUGAGGGAUUCAACCUAGAACCCAGAGCCAGACCUUUCAGUGAGAACCCUGCUGAGAAAUUACCUAGCAAGAUCAUUGUACCCAGCAGGGGGACGCCUUCCUUUUCGCCCCAGAGGAAGCCUGGACUUUUGGAGAGGGCUGCACAAGACUUCCCGCGGCCUCCAGCUCCUGGCUGCGUCCUUGGACCCGGGGCUGCCGACGCGGCGGAGCGGGCUCGGGGCCUCAGCGCGGCCGGAAAGGAGAAGCCCUAGAAGUCCAGCAGGAGGGGCCCGAGGAAGGAGCGCCGGGCAGCCGGGGCCUCUCCCAGAACUUCAGCCUCUCCUCGCGAGGCUCUGAAGCUUUACAGAGGGCUUCUUUAAGGAGACAGAAGUAGGGGGGUGAGGGCAGAGCUGCCUCUGGGGUCGUUCCUGUGCUUUGACAGUCCCCAGCAGAGCUGCCUCCAGCCUCAGGGAGAAGGCGGUGCCGGAGGAGCCAGGGAGUCCAAGGACCCGGAUGCAAAGCCUGCCCGAGCCGACUACCCGUGAGCACGUCCCGCACAAUGAGGUGGUUGGGCGCCAAUCCCAGGGCUUGGUUCCAAAUCCUGCCUUUGCACUUACUGUCUGCCUGACCUUGGGAAAAUUGUUUGAAUUCCGUGGACCUCGGCUCCUGAGGCGCAAACCCAAGGGCCCCUUCCAGCUCAAGAAUGAUGGCUCCAAAAGCAGAGGGAGCCCCAGGAGUCACAGAGCCUAGAUCCCAGUCCUGCUCAAGCAGGUACUGUCUGUGUGGCCUCGGGGGCCUCCUGAGUCUUCCAAAGCUGCUUUCUUCAUCUACAAAACGAAAGGAUUUGAUUCGAUUCCUUCUCUUUGGCUGUCUCCUCUGUGGGACCAUGGGGAUCAUUUGGAAAUAGACAAAGCUUUCCGGAAGCUCUGCUUUCCAGAAGGUUGCGAUGAUGGAGGGAGACGCUCAACAGAAUGAGAAAAAAGAUCCAGGAGAAAGAUGAGGGAGAAAAACGUCAGAAACCCAAAGGGAACCCAAUUCAGGAGUAUGUAAGGGUUGAGGGGUGGAAAGGUACAAGAAGGUGACGCCUAAGAGCUCUGAGCAUUUCGGGAGAUGCAUGGGAAUGAGUGCUACCCUAGAAAAAGCCUAGAAAGCAUCUCCAGGCAUUAUGAAGAGCUGCAGAAGCAGGUAAUUGAAGGAUCUGGAGGCACACCUGGUACCUUCAUCAUUGUUACUAAUCGAAGGUAGGAACCUUACAGGAAAACAGAGGAUGUAGGAAGUGACUAGCAGGUUACGAAGGUGAUGUCAAGGAUGUCGUUUUAUGGACAUAAGCUCAAAGAAGAGCAGGUUCCUGGCUAGAAACAAUACACACAAAUGAAAGGAGACAAGAAAAUGUGUGUGUGUGAGGAAGAGUCCAAGUUCAGUAGGUAGUCCAACCAAAUACUCUAGGAGGCAACAAGAAUGACGUAGCCAGCAUGGUGAGGAAAAGGAAGAGGUGUUCAGAAAUUUGCAGGAAAUGAUGCAGAAGGAUAGAUGCCAUACACUAUUGCAUAAAGUAUGUGUCAAUAGUGUAUGUGUCAGACUUGAGAACGCAACACGAGAGGUAGAUAUGACCAAUGAUACCAAGUCUUAAUGGGAUGUGAUUCAGGACUGGAUAUUGCAAUAAAAGAAUACAUCCUAUUCCAAAGGACAGAUUAAACAUAAAGAUCAGUGGGGUAGCAUUGUACAUCAAGAUAUUUAUUUGUGUGGAAAUCCUGAUGAUAGGAGCAAAGGACAAAGCAUUUUAUUGUGACUCAAAGGAGGAAGGUGAAUCAAAGGUACUGUCAUAAGGAAAGCAUAUUAAGCAUUACCAGGCUAGCUGAUAGAAUUGGAUGAUGCAACAAAGGUGGCAUGGAAACUGGUUAGAUUUGUAAUUGAUAGAAAACAUUUCAUAAGUCAGAUAUCUGCUGGAAGAUUCUGCUAAAAGCAGAGAAACUGAUAAAUUCUUAAUUUACCUAAUUGAUAAUUUCAUCUUCCAACAGAUGGAGGAAACAACAAAGAGGGCAUAUGGUUAAUCUGGCCUUAAGUUCUUUUUCUUUUUAAGUUUUUUUCCCCAACAACAAGUAUUUAUUCUUUCUCUUGUACUCCUUGUCCCUGUGCUGGGGGAGAAAAGGAAGAAAAGUAAAAUUCUUGUAAUAAAUAUGGAUAGUCAAGCAAAACAAAUUCCCAUUUUAAUGGUUCUUGUUCUGCCAGGGGAAAUAGUGAAGUAGAAAUGAAGAAAACCUUGAGAGAUUUUGUGCUUUUAGUUGUGAGAAUGGAAGAGGGGGAUCUCCAGCAUUGUUGGAUGUGUACACAGGACCCAAGAAAGCAGAAAAGUACUGUAAGAAGCUAGGAAGAUCCAAGGUCAGAAAGCACUUAAAAAGGAAGAUUGGUCAGGAAUGAUAGCUCCCAAGAAUGGAAUAUUAAUUGUAUAGUCAAAUUGAUUUUGAAAAGAAAAACAAAGAUGUUUAACAAGAAUCAAUUGGCUGAAUGGAGAGGUCACCAAUGAACUCAGAUUUUAAAACUACCAAUACAAGAGACAGAAAUUCAGGCAAGUAAGAAAAGUAUGAAGGACAUUAAAGCUAAAGACAAUGAAAGAGGGCACUUUUCACUAUGAUAAAACAAGCUCAAUGAAGGAAUAGGAUCCCUAUUUGGUAUAAAUGGGAAGAGAAAUGAUGGAAAGAAAACAGAAUCACUUAACUCCCUUUGUGUUUCUAUUUUCUCUAUUAAGAAGAAUUAUUUUCAGAAUGUGAUGUAGAUAACAAACUGUUUAUUGAGGAAUUAAAAACCACAAUGGUGGCAUUCAGUGGUUCAGUCACAUUUGACUUUGUGAACCCAUGGUUUAGAGUACACCAUGGAACCCCUAGGAAGAGCUAUGGUGAGUCUCUACCUGCUCCUAACAAGUUCAGGUUACUUGGCUUAGACAAUCUGCUUCCCAGGCAGGCUACUGAAAGAAGCCAUCAGUGUGAUUAUUGAACAACUGUUAGCUUUCAAUGGAACAACUAUUCCAUUUGAAAAAUGGAAAACAUUGGAUACUUCAAACCAUGGUAUCAUAGAAUUUAGCGGUAAAAGGGGCUCCAGCAAUCAUCUAGUACAAUUCUUCAUUUUAUAGAUAAGGCAACUGGGCCCAGAAAAGUGGCUAUCAGAGGUAGUAGAACAGGAGAACCAGAGCUUGAAUCAGGUCCCGUGACUUCAAAGUCAACAAUUUUUUCAGUCCCAAGCCAAUAAAAGUUGACCAGGUAUUUCACAUGCAUUCUUAUUUGGUGCUGAUAAUAACCUAAGAUCUCAGAUAUUUUGGUCUCCACUCUACCAGCUUGUGGCUGAUGACCUUAAUGUUAAUUCUUGGUUUAAAAAGAAAAAACAAAAGACUUAGAACAGAUUGUUUUAAAACAUUUGUCAUUUGUAUUUUGAAAGAGAAGAGCUAGCACAGAUUCAUCAUUCAAAAGAGCAUUCUAUCCCUACUAACCUAAUUUCAUUUUUGACAAGUGCCUAGACUAGUAAAUCAGGAGUAAUAGCUAACAUUCAUAUAAUGCUUACUUUGUGUGAGGCACUGCGCUAAGCACUUUAUAAUUAUCUCAUAACACAAGAAAUUAAGUGCUAUUAUUAUGCCCAUUUUACAGAUAAGGAAACUGAGAUAAACAGGCUUAGUGACUUGCCCAAAGUCUUGAACUCAGGCACUGUGCUCCAUCCACCAACAAAGGAUGCUUGGAUUUAGGCAGGUCAGUUUCUCCUGAUAAACUUGUAGGCAAAAUAAAAAGAUCUGGAUUAAGCUUUAUAAAGUGGCUCCAGAGCUGGUGGAUAGACUGUGCUGGAAGACUUCUGAAUCAUGGAUCAGUGUCUCCCACCACAACUAUCUCACACCUCUGUCUUUGCUGUUGUCUUGAUUAAGUCUUCAAGAUUUCUGUUAUUUGGGUGAAAACAGAUGGCACACUCACUCACUGAUUUUGUGACUCACACAAAUCUAGGAGAAAAUCUGUUGGAUGACAGAACUAGGUCCCCACAAAUUUCAACAGGCUCCAUAUGUGGGAUGAAACUAGUAAAAUCACAGUAUCAUAGGGGUAGCGAUAGAUCUUUGGAGACUGUUUCCUCUUGUUUUACAGAUGAGGAAACUGAGGUCUAAAGAGUUUUAAGUGUUUUUAGGAGAUAUAGAUUUAGAACUGGGGAAAGUCUUAAAGGUCAUCCGAUUCAACUUCAUUUUACAGAUGAGGAAACUGAGACUCCAAAGAAGUUAAAUAAUUUGUCCAGUGUCAUAUGCUAAGUGCCUGAGGUGGGAUUUGAACCUAGAUUUCCUGACUCUAAACCCAGAGUUUUUUCCAUUACAUCAAGGUUAGAAAUAAAUAUAAAGGCUUGUACUUGGAUUCAAAAUAAUGAACUACUGAAGUAUGAGAGGGGGAGAGAGUUCAUGUAAAAAAGGCCAAAAUGGUUUUGCUUAACUAUUUUCAGGGAAUGUACUUUGUGAAGGGGAUUGUUUGGGCAUUUGUCGAAAAAUAUCUGUUGUGUCAGAACAAAAUGUUAAUUAAAAAUAUAUGUACAGA